Molecule: messenger RNA, 2073 nt
Organism: Danio rerio (zebrafish)
Lineage: Eukaryota; Metazoa; Chordata; Actinopteri; Cypriniformes; Danionidae
Source: RefSeq, a predicted model, not a curated record
GUGAGCUGUCGGCUUGUUUUAAAUGAGUUGUAGCUCUUUAUCUUUUAUUUGGAGGUCUGCAAAUAUUUUAAAACUGAAUCAAAUCGUCUGUUUCUGCUCAUGCUAAGUUUGAUUUAGGUUGUGUCGCUGUAAAACUCAUCGCUUCUCAGUUUCCGUGCAUGGAUUAUAUGGUAUGCAGGACUUCAAGUUUCAUCACAUCAUUCACUAAGAUGUAAAACUAUCAAGACCCUCGAUCAAGACUGAAAGGAGUACUCAGACAUGGGCAACAAACAGUCAAACAAAUACCCCGGCUACACAUUAGUAAAGAGUAACGAUGAGAAGAAGAUCCUGGUGAAAAAUGAAAAAGGGGAUCAGUUUGUGGUUAAAAAGCUCAGCACUAGACAGGAAAAGGAUGUGAACUUUCUGCUGCAUCUCGAUCAUCCACACAUCGUCCAUCACAAGGAGAUCAUCAGAGAUGGUGAUGAUCUGUAUCUUGUAUUGGAUCACUGUGAGGGUGGAGAUCUUGCUGAGAAAAUCAAACAAGCAACAGGCCAAUUUUCUGAGAAAGAGAUUUUGGACUGGACUGUGCAGAUCUGUAUGGCUUUAAAACACCUGCAUGAUCAACAGAUUCUACACAAAGACCUGCAGCCCAAAAGCUUAUUAUUUACUGCAUGUGGGACCAUUCGUCUGGGAGAGUUUGAUAAAUGGUUCACUGAUGUACAGACAGCAGAAACUGAAUCCCUCGCAUAUUUUGCACCUGAGAAUUUACAUGACACAUCUUAUUAUGAGAAAAGUGAGAUCUGGAGGCUGGGAUGUAUCAUCUGUGAGAUGUGCACACUGAAGAAGGCUUUUUCAUCAGGAAACACAGAUGAGAUUAUUAAAAAGAUUUGCAGGAGCUCCUAUGAACAUCUUCCUACAAACUUCUCUGAGGAUCUGCAAGAGCUGAUAAAAGACACACUUCAGGUUAAUCCAGCAGAUCGUCCGUCUGUCAGUGAGAUCCUAAUGAGGCCCUUUAUCAUCAAACACCUUAGAGAAAUGAGCAAAAAAACUGUAGAAGAGCUUAAUAAGAGUCUAGAUGAGCUGAGAACACUGGCUGAUGAUUUAGAGAAGAUCCACUUCAACACAACAGUCGGCAGUCUGUCAGGAGGAGUGAUAGGACUGGUUGGAGGAAUCUUAUCUGUGGUGGGACUUGCUCUGACUCCAUUCACACUCGGAGCAUCUCUGAUAGUGACAGGAGUGGGAAUCGGUGUAGCAACUGCUGGUGGUGUUGCGUCUGGUGUGAGCAACGUGACAAAGAUGGUUAAUCAGCGUUCAAACCGGCAAAAUAUCAAAAUGAUCAUAACAUUGUUCCAGGAAAAAAUCAACUCUACAAGCUGCUGCAUCCAAAACAUAAAAAUAGCAGUGGAAACUCUAAAGAAGGAGCUUUCCACAAACAGGGAGACAUUUCUCAAUGGCACAAGUGCUGGAGCUCGACUUGGACGAGGACUGGGAGGAAUCGCUGAGCUUAUUCGUGUAAUUGAAGUCGUUAAUAUUGGAAAAAUUGCAGCUCAGGCCGCAAGAGCUGCUCGUGCAGCUGAAGCAGCCACCGGAGUUUUAUCUGCACUUUUUAUUAUUGUUGACGUCUUCUUUGUUUUUCUUGACUCUAGAGAAAUUCACAACAUUCGCAAAUAUAAAGCCUUAAAAGAAAGUCAACAAAAAUCUAAAUCAGCCAGCAACCAAACCAAUAACAAAAACCGUGAAAAAACAAGCCAGUUGCUGUCAAACACUCAGGAAGAAGAACUGAAGUCAGAGGCCAUAAAAUUUGUAUCAAAAAUAAGGGAGACAACAGAGGAGCUUCAAACUGUUCUGGAUACACUACAAGAAGGUCUGAGCUGCAAUUUUUCCAAUGAGAACAAUGAGCAAGUACAAUGAGAAGUAAACUCAGUCAUAAACAGAGAAAACAAAUGAUCAGUUUUAAAAUCACUGUUGUUCGAUUUAAUUGAUUAAAUUUUGAUUUAAAUGGCUGUUGUUCGAUAAAGUGUCAGUGCAUAUUUUGGUCAUUGGAUUUCUCUUUUAGGAACAGAUAAUAAAAAAAAAAUGGAAAUAGAAAUCAAA